CUGGAUAACUCGAUAUCUCUCCAGGGAUUACCAAUCAUCACUUUAAAAGAAGCUUUUGCCUCGAGAACACUGCUAUGGCUCCUGAUUCACGCGCCAAGACCCAGGUUUUGCAUGAUUUAGCGGACAAGUUCAACCAUGCUGCGGACUUACAGUCGGAGGACCUGGAAAACGUACGUAUCGAGAAUUGCAUAGGGUUCUGCAAAGUCCCACUUGGCAUUGCAGGCCCGUUACGCUUGGCCGGAACACCCGUGCUCGACGAUAUCUAUGCCCCUUUAGCCACAUACGAAGCUACCCUUAUCGCCAGCUGCUCUAGAGGAUGCAAGGCCUUUAAUGCCUCUGGCGGCAUACAUAUUGAAACUCUGAGCAAUGGCAUGUCUCGCGGUCCUGUCUUUGUUUUCCAGAACCCUAGGCGGGCAGUCAUCUUUGCCCAAGCGCUACCGGGUAUGCAGAACGCAUUCGCUAGGUGGGCAGAAGCGACUAGCAAGCAUGUUAGGCUCAAGACUAUCGAACCUUCCAUCAUCGGUUCGCAGGUUCAUCUUUUGUGCACCUAUAGCUGUAGGAGCGCGACGGGACAGAACAUGGUCACGAAAGCCACACAGUACGCCUGUGACAAGCUGCGAGAGUCAUUCGCCGAUCAAUACAACAUCUUGGAUUUCUUCAUUGAAGGUCAGCUAGCUUCCGACAAAAAGCCCUCCUGGGGAAACGUGAAGAAGGCUCGUGGUGUUGAGACUUUAGUCUGGGGAACGAUUUCACGGGAAGCCUGUCAGAAGAUCCUCGGCUGCACCACCGAGCGCCUCUACAUGGCCCAGAAGACUCUCAAAGAAGGCGGGAUCAGGAACGGUCAGUUUGGUUCCAACAUAAACACGGUCAAUAUCAUCGCAGCCAUGUUCAUUGCGACCGGUCAGGACACUGCCAGCACCGCCGAAGCAUCCUGGAGCCAUCUGACCUCGGAACUUGACCCUAAGACUGGUGCGCUUUGCAUGAGCCUCUAUUUCCCGUCCCUGCCUGUAGGCACUGUCGGAGGCGGUACAGGAUACCCGAUGCAGAAAGAGGCUCUCAAGAUGCUGCGAUGCGACGGAGACGGGCCAGACCAGAAGGAACGGCUGGCCGGGCUCAUUGCAGCGUUCAGUCUUGCACUCGACGUCAGCACAAGCUCAGCUGUCGCGAACGACACCUUUACUGCCAGUCAUAUGAGGCUUGCUCGUGGAGAAACGCCGCAACCGCAUUUGUGAUUGAAUAUCGCUAUUGUCCUAUUUAUUUUGAGAUUAGGACGGCAAUAUCGCUUGGUCAGUCCAAUAAUAUAUAUAUGUAACUAGAGAAAGUGAGUUUUUUGCAGCAGAUAAAUCGGCAGCUGUGACUGGACUUCCCCUUUCUUAGCCGCCUUCUUCUCCUUCUAUGUCGAGUAACGAGUGCGUGGUAUAAGCUUUCUUUCAUUCUCUAUAUUUUAGCCUCUUGACCCUUUCAUAUCUCGCAACCUGAAGCUAGUUCGCGAGCUAUAAAGGGGGCUACGCAUCGACUCAUGUUGAGGUCGGCUCUCUGCAGUACCUGGACAAGCUUAUGGAGACACUAGCAGUAAAUGAAAGAAAAGAGAGGUGGAUCGUUGCGAUAAUGAUUAUUCUGCAUCACACACUAUCAUAUAAAUACAUAUCGGAAAAUAGUAGCCCCAGACUGAUAUAGUAAAUAGGCAGAGUAUGAGCGACUUGCAGAUUGGCUCGCUCGCGCCCAACCUCUUCAACAGUGAAGAAUCCCAAGUAACCCAAUUGAUUCGGAAUUGUCCCUAAUGCACAGAAGUCAGAAGGGCCACUAGAUCCACAGUCUUGUAUAUAUGGCCAUCCUUAGGUAGGAAUGCUAGGAUUCCACUUUCUGACUGUACGAAAAGCAGAGACUCUCCCUGCACGACUUGUACCUCGACCUUUGAUGUUUCUCUCGGAUAUGCUUCGAAGUCAAAUGUAAGCAGAAUCAUCGCAAGAUCCGGCAGCUUGAUCGUUGCAUCGCGGUGCUGACCCGCCAAAGUGACAUGUCCUUCCGCUACCUUGAAAGGGUCUUCGCCACGAUUGAAACAUAAGAUCCAUCUUGCAAGACUGAAAAAGCCAUUCUCUUCCAGUUUGUCAAAUGAGAAAGAGAUUGACUGGGAUGUGUGAGUCGGAACAGCAACAAAAUUGCGAAAGAGAUGCGAACUAUCCAGCACGUAUGCAGCGGACUCUCUGUCGAGAGCGAUGUUGAAUUGGUUUGUGAAGAUAAUCUUAGCAAGGUCCAGAGUUCCCUAUGGAGAUGGAUGGAGAGGUUAGUAUGUGUACGCCUAGAAUCAGGUAAUUCGGAGAAGACAUACUGCUUGUACAACGCAGUCGAUCUUCGCUGCUACGCCUGGCUCAUCAACAAGACGACGAAGAAGGUUGAAGGAUGCCCCUUCAGUAAACAUGGCACCGUCUGCGGCCAUAAUCCGUUCCGCCAAAUGACGGAAAUCAAGACAGCCUACAUCGAUGUUGGAGUUCUGCAGCUUCUCAUCGGCUUCUUUGAUACGGUUUUUGUACCAUCGCCUGAUCUCUUCCUGCCUUUGAAGACGAGGCAGCUUCAUGAAGCCAUAGAAUUCACUGAUCUCUUCCGGAGUGCGGUUGAACAGCUGCUCUUGGGCGUGACACUUGAGAUCACAGGACUCGUAUCGGACAGUGCAUCCAUAUCCACCAGGAUAGUUACUUUGGCCUGGCUUCGAGAUGUUCCUGGCAGUUCGUUGAGGCACCUUGCGAGGUCCCUGGCCAUGAGUGAAGCAUGUAGCUCUGAGUCCAGGCGCCUGGCCAUGAGUGAAUCAUGUAGCUUUGGGUCCUCUAAUGAGCUUUUGGAGGGCUUGACUGCCAUACUCAACUAAUUGUAGUUUCCAGCUUUAGCCAACAGAACUAACCCGAAAGGACGAAAAAUAAAGCUUCGAAACUUACCAAAGCCCGGUCUUCUUCGCUGAGGUUUGUGACCUGGCUUAUAGCCUGCUCUGUCAACAAGCCAUUUAGGCGAAUCUUGAGGGGAUUUCCGAGUUCAGGGAAGUGACGCUUGAGUAACCUGUCCAAUUGUUUUUGGUCAUCAGGUUUCAAAAUUGCCAGGCUAAAGUCAAUAGGCCGAGGCUCAAAUAUGAUAACCAAUUCGACGUCAGGCGCGUUUUUUGCCCAUUGUAACAGAAGCAUAAAUGCUGCUAUGUUGUCGGCAUCCGGGGCGUCAUUGCGGACUAUCACCAGCUUCUUGGUUUUUCGUUGGGCAGUCAUUUUGGCGUUUGAGUGAGGAGCGAAGGAAGAAUGGAAUGGCCGAAGCGAUGGCAGGAUAGAUAUCUAGUUGAAGGUGAAGAAGGCUAUGUACAUGAGCCCGCGGAAAGCAUUCUUACGCCAUAUAUAUAGUGAAAGAUCGGGCCGAUCCUCUGAUUCAGGCCUCCACAUUUUCGAUGGCUCAGCUGUGAUUCAGAUCUGG
Fusarium odoratissimum NRRL 54006 is the source of this 3447-nucleotide messenger RNA. Its product is annotated as hydroxymethylglutaryl-coenzyme A reductase. The coding region runs from base 75 to 1232 and encodes 385 amino acids. Gene Ontology annotation, biological process: coenzyme A metabolic process. Gene Ontology annotation, molecular function: hydroxymethylglutaryl-CoA reductase (NADPH) activity. The record is from RefSeq and is a predicted model, not a curated record. Lineage: Eukaryota; Fungi; Ascomycota; Sordariomycetes; Hypocreales; Nectriaceae. The transcript has a single exon.